Messenger RNA from Diorhabda sublineata, 10529 nucleotides. Its product is annotated as mannosyl-oligosaccharide alpha-1,2-mannosidase IA-like. Lineage: Eukaryota; Metazoa; Arthropoda; Insecta; Coleoptera; Chrysomelidae. Gene Ontology annotation, biological process: N-glycan processing; carbohydrate metabolic process. Gene Ontology annotation, molecular function: mannosyl-oligosaccharide 1,2-alpha-mannosidase activity; calcium ion binding. The record is from RefSeq and is a predicted model, not a curated record. Bases 158 to 2089 code for a protein of 643 amino acids. The transcript has 7 exons. Gene Ontology annotation, cellular component: Golgi membrane; endoplasmic reticulum.
AAAAUAGUGUGGUGAAGUGUUUUUCUAAUUUCACCUGUAUUCCUGUCUCACAUAAUAGAAAUCUGCGAGCUGCUGUCAGUGAAUCAGUAAAUGGCGUAACGUCGCGAAUGUUAGCUAACAUUUUUUUGCGAUUAAAAAAUUAGUGUAAACAAAAAACAUGACGGUAACGGGAAUUUUACCAACAUAUCAACGAUUCGUAAAUGGUGUUCCAGUGCCGUUUUCUAGACGAUCUUUUCGACCUAGAGAAAAAUACGUUGUCUUCUUAGUGUUCGUAACAUUCGGUAUUGUAUGUUUUGGCACCUUUUUUUUCUUACCAGAAUUCAGGACCGGCGGCACAGCUGAAAGUGUUUAUAAAGUGUAUGACCAAAUAAAAAGAGCUGGACCAGAUCUUCUUAUUCCUCCACCACCUUUAGAAAACAUAGGAGAAGCACCUAAGCUUCUUCGACAUGAGGAGGAUGUUAAGGAAGAUCCCCAUAUAAUAGGAGAUAGAGCUAAGCUUAGAGCCAAAAUAGAACAAGACGGUGAAUUAAAAGUGCUUGAAAGGCCUGAUGUAGGUAAAAUCAAAACUUCGUCUACAGCUAAACAUUCCAAUUUAGAGGAAUCCCAUGCCGAAAAUUUUGUGAAUCGUAUUAUUAUUCCCGCGGCACAAAGCAAUCAUUAUCCUCUAAUAACAGGGGGUGACGAUGACGAUAUUGUUGCCAGAGAACGCAGGGAUAAAGUUAGAGAGAUGAUGAAACACGCAUGGGACAAUUACGUCAGAUACGCUUGGGGUAAAAAUGAACUUAAACCUAUCAGUAAGAGUGGUCAUAGUGCUAGUAUCUUCGGUGCAAUGCCUUUGGGAGCUACAAUUCUCGAUGGCUUAGAUACUCUUUACAUUAUGGGUAUGGAAGAGGAAUUCAAACAAGCCAGAGAUUGGGUCGCAAAUGAACUGGAUGUUGAACAAGUGGUUUCAGACGUGUCUGUUUUCGAAGUAAACAUCAGAUUUGUGGGUGGAAUGUUGGCGUGCUUUGCACUUACCGGUGAUACCGUUUUCCGUGACAAAGCCCAGCAAAUCGCCGACAAAUUAUUGCCUGCUUUCAACACCCCCACAGGCAUACCUAGCGCUUUGGUCAAUUUCAAGUCUGGGACAAGCAAAAACUACGGCUGGGUUAACGGUGGUUCAAGCAUUCUAUCUGAAUUUGGUACUCUCCAUCUAGAAAUGACCUACCUCAGCGACGUCACUGGCAAGCAGAUUUAUAGGAAUAAAGUAGAUCACAUCAGGAAAGUAUUACAAGAUUUGGACAAACCCAAUGGCCUCUAUCCCAACUAUUUAAAUCCUAAAACAGGAAAAUGGGGACAACAUCAUAUGUCAAUAGGAGCAUUGGGUGAUAGUUUUUACGAAUAUUUAUUAAAAGCAUGGCUGCAAUCUAACAAAGAAGAUAACGAAGCCAGACAAAUGUUUGAUGAUUCGAUGGCAGCUAUUUUCCAACACAUGUUGAAGACUUCAACGAAUGGACUUAUGUAUUUUGCUGAAUUGAAAUUCGAUCGACCCGAACAUAAAAUGGACCAUCUAGCAUGUUUUUCAGGUGGAUUACUAGGACUUGCUUCCAAAACGUUAAGCAACGAACAAUCGAAUAAAUAUAUGAAAGUAGCAGAAGAAAUCACACGCACUUGUCACGAAUCUUAUGAUCGUACGCCAACCAAACUUGGUCCAGAAUCGUUUAGAUUCACCGAAGGAUCUGAAGCCCGUGCUUUGAAAACAUCAGAAAAAUAUUACAUACUCAGACCAGAAGUAAUAGAAAGUUAUUUCUAUAUGUAUAGGUUAACUAAAGAUAACAAAUAUAGAGAAUGGGCUUGGGAAGCAGUACAAGCAUUAGAGAAACAUUGUAGGACACCCGGUGGGUACACAGGACUUAAAAACGUUUAUUCGGAAGAGCCGCAACAAGAUGAUGUACAACAAAGUUUCUUUUUGGCCGAAACUUUGAAGUAUCUUUACUUAAUUUAUUCAGACGACAGUUUACUAUCGCUUGACGAAUGGGUAUUCAACACAGAAGCCCAUCCGUUGCCAAUAAAAGGCGUCAACCCAUUUUACAGGGAGUCCACACAUUAACACCCGAAAUUUCAAUUCAAUUAAACGACUGAUAUAUAGAAACAAUUAACUAAUUUAUUUGAACAGAUGAGAGAAAUAAUAUAUUUAGAUUUAUAAAUGUGUAUAUACAAUGUGUCUAAAAUUUUUCGCUAGUGAUAAGACUCAAAUUUUCAAUUUCCCAAUUGAAACUGAGAAUUUGACUGCGGAUACUGUUUUUGCUCUUAUAUCUGAUCAAAUCUUUUUACGCGAUUUAUUUUUAUACUUUUACUCAAUGAAUUGCGUUUUAUAGGAAAUUAUUAAAAUAUGUAAUGUAUACUGAUGUUUUUGUCGGUAUACAAUGUUGCCAAAUAAUGAGGUAGGUACUUUCACUGCCAGUACGUUAAAUUUGGGACACAAUGUAUUAGCUAAUUAAUGGGAAAUGAUUGGGAUAUUGUAAAAAAGGUAAAAAUAUUUGUAUAUUAAAAAGAAUUUGUCGUGUGUUUGAUUGUUGGUGUGUGUGAUUGUUGCGUGUGAGUAUUUCUAUUAUCUUGAUUUAAUAAAUAAAAAAGAAACACAAGUUGGACACUUUGUAAAUAAUAUUAGAGAUGUACCAUCGUUUUUAGAACAGCUCUGUCUGAUAGCACAAAUUAGAAACAAUUUAUGUAGUUAUUAUUAAUAUAAAAAGUCGAAAACAAGACAGAUCUGCUUUACUAUACUUUACAUAGAGAAAUAUGCAUUUUUCACAAUCUUCACUAGUUUAAAUUAUUUCUAGGUUAUAUUUUUUUAUACAGGGUGCGGCAGCAUAACUUCCUUUUUUCAAAAGUUAAUAAAACUUAUUGUAUGAAUCAGAAAAUUUUUAUUCGUUUUUUAUAAUACAGGCACAUACAUAAAGUUUUGUUUUACUGAGUUUUGAAGAUCAAAUCAGUUAGGUGACGUCCCCCAUUCUCCAUACACUGAGUAAACCGAUUUCUGGCGUUUGUCAUGACUCUUGCCAGCAUAGCAGGCGUUAUGUUGGCAAUUUCUUCCUGGAUGUUCGUCUUCAAAUCUUGUAGGGUCCUUGGACGGUUCACAUACACACGGGAUUUCAAAAAACCCCAUAGGAAAUAAUCACAAGGGGUCAAAUCGGGAGAGCGGGCUGGCCACUCCAAAUCGCCCCUAAUUGAGAUAAGGCGCUCUGGGAAGUGUUCCCUCAAAACAGCCAUCGAUGUUCUUGAAGUGUGUGCCGUUGCUCCGUCUUGUUGGAACCAAGUGUCCCCUAAGUCCAACUCAUCUAGCCGUGGGAAAAAAAAUUCCUGUAACAUGUUUACAUACCGGUGCGAAUUCACUGUCACUGUGACUUCAUUUUCCUCAAAGAACCAGGGACCAAUAAUUCCACGUGAGUAAAUUGCACACCACACUGUGACUUUAGGUGAAUGCAAAGGCCGUUGAUGCAAUUGUCGAGGAUUGGUAUCAGCCCAGUAGCGCAUGUUUUGUUUGUUUACGGAUCCACACAAAUGAAAAUGGGCUUCAUCACUAAAAAAAACAAUAGCGUCCUCAGGAACGACUUCCAGAAAAACCUCACACGCGUUCCUCCGAGAAUUGAAGUCACGUUCAGAAAGUUCCUGCACAAUUGCCAUCUUGUAUGGAUGAAAAUGAAGAUCAUCAUGAAGUAUUCUCCUCACAGAACGAUCGGAAAGUCCAAGGGCAGACGCAUGUUUGCGCGCAGAACGCCGUGGUGAUCGCAACACUGAAGUUCUAACUAACUCAAUGUUCUCCGGUGAUCUAAUGGGCCGAGGGACUCCAGUUCUUCGUCUUGUCACACUUGCAGUUUGUCUGAACGUAGUGACCCACGUAACAAUUGAUUUCCGGUCCGGGACAGGGGCCAAGGGGGCUAAAUUAAAGCGAUUCCGAAAGGCGCGCUGGGUUGCGAUCACAGAACAUCCGCUCGAAAAGUAAACCUCAACGGCAAACGCACGCUGCUCACUGUUCCAACGCAUGAUGGCGACUGAACUGUGCCGGGACAAAACUUUAUAGUCCCCCCUCUCGAACGAGACCACUAGCACUCCGUUACGACAUCUACCGACUAAAUGGCGAACUUUUUAAAAAAGGAAGUUAUGCUGCCGCACCCUGUAUAUCCAUAAAUCAUUGCAAUAACCACUAGAGGUCCUGUUGUAGGGUUAAGUCUCCAAAAUGUUAUUUCAAAUUUCCCUGUAUGUUUGGGAGUUUUGUUAUAAAACUAUUACAAAGCAUCAAUGGUGAAAACACUUUCAGGUUAGGUAAAUUAUUUUAUUUAUAAAAGUUUCUUUAUAAAAAUGUUAAAUUUUAAAUAAAAAAUUAGAAUUCUUUGAUUAUUGAUGUCUGCUUCCUAUGCUUUGUAUUUCGGAAUUUAACUUACAAAGAUUCAUUUACAAAUAGUGAUAAAAAUAAAUAUAUCUAAUUAAUUUACAAGCUACGCAUUUUCUAUUAAUACAUUAAUAUAUUUUUUUCCUAAUUGUCACUUGUCAUUCGAUGUUGAGAAAAGCCAAUUUACAUCAUUCAAUUAGAACGAAUCCCGAAGGAACUAUUUACAAUAAGCUCACACAGCACCUCGCCUCGCCUAUGCGAAUGAUGUGAACAUCAUGGCACAAACCACUUCGGCUCUUUCAGGAGCAGUUGAGGAAUUCGAGUGAACAGUUGAAGCAAGGUCCUAGUUCUCAAAGGACUGUAACGCCGAUUAAAGAAAGAAAAAGAAACAAUUCGAAAAGCUGGUAUUCCUAGCAUGGUAAUAUCCUUUCUAAAAGCAGAUAAUAAAUGGUUCCUCUUUUGAAUUGAUAUUAAUUUAUUUUCCAACAGACAAUUUCAUCUUUAUAGAUAUUUUUAGAAUAAACAUCUUAGAUUUAAAUUUCCAUUUUACCUACUUGCGGUCAAUCUUCAUCUUCCUGAAUUCUCUUUAGAACUUUGUUUAUGUUGCUAUAUUUUUAUGAAAAGGUCAAUUGCUCUUUGGAUGGUUCGUUAAAAGUCAACGAUCGACUUUCUUCCUGAGUUUUGAUUGUGUACACUUAUAUGAUCCGGUGUUAUGGAUAUCUAAGUAACAAACCUCCUAUGAAAAGAGUUUUUGGAAUUAAAUAAUUUACUGUUAAAUAUGUUUCGGGUUUCAAUUAAUAAGAUGCCAAAUCAACUUUGGAUAUAAAACAAAGCCGGUAUCAAAUAGAGAUUUACUUACCUUUGAUCUUCUUCAGUUCACCAAUACUGUAGAAAGCUUCUCUUCUACAGAGCUUCAUUAACAAUUAGAAGUUCUAAUCUGACCGAAGCGUGCAAUCACAACAAGGCCAAUCAGGAAGGUAUUCAGCAGUGGACAUGGAUGAGGGGAACCUAACCGAUCUACGAAACGGGGGGGUAUGCGUAGCCUGAGAGACGAAUGGUCAGUGAUCUAGGGUUAAAGGAAUAAAUAUCAGUAGUAUUAUUCAUUUUACAGGUUCUGAACCAUUCUCAUUGAAUAUCUAUCUUAAUUUCAGCACAAAUGCCUAGGGUUUCUGAUUAUUUAAUAACAGCCCUAGAAAUCCAGUAAUAAAAGAUUAAAGGAAUUCUUGGUGGGGACAUGGGAGAAAAGUGAAUUUAAAAUUUUUUUCUUCGUUGUAAACCUACAAAUAUUAAUUAAUAUUGUCUUGUUUUUGUUAUAUAUUUGUUUCAUAUGAAAUAUGAAUAAUGUUUUCAAUGACACUUUCCAUGUUUCCUUUUUCUAUGAAUAUUUUAUACAAACUGCAAUUACAUCCGUAUAUAUUUUUAUAGAAGAAACAGUUUUUUGUGCUAUUAGACCAAUAAUUAGAUUAGUUUUGUUGCUUUGGUAUUAAUUUGUAAUUGGUCAUCGCUUACAAGGCAUCUCUCUCAUUUUUUUAAUAGUUUCAAUAAAUUUAUACAAUUAUGCUUCUAAAUCGUCUUGAUUUCAGGUCUCUUCUGUUAUAAAAGUAGUUUUUUUUACUUUUUGAAAGACAGAUAAAAAUUUGUCUCUUCGACUACUUUAAUAUUUAUCAAAAUAUUUUGAUAGACUGAAAGUAGUCGAAACAGAAGAGACCUAAAAUGAAGACGUUUUAGAAACAUAAUCAUAUAUGAAAGGUCUAAGAAAUAAUAAAUGAAAUUAAUUCAAACAUAUACAUAUAUACUAUAAACCGUCCACAAGAAAAAAUUGCUUAGCCCCAUAAAUUUUUUAGUAUCCCAUUAACAUUUUUUCAACCUUCGUAUUUUCUACUUCUCAUUCUAUAUAAUUUUAAACAAAGAAGUUCUGGUGAUAUUCAUACUAAACACAUUGUUUACUACCACUACACAACACUCACAAACCCAUCUGGUUUUCGAAUCAGAUAUGUCAGCGAGCUAUAGAAGAACAAGAACUGAACUGAGUACUGAUACAGUGUCAACAAAUGCUGUGGUCAGUAUUAAUUAUGAAGCUCACUAGGUCAAAGAAAAUAUAUAUCUAAAUAACAUUCCACUAUAUCGUUUUUUAUUUCCUAUACAAUUUGUAUGUUAAACAGUAUUAAGAAAAUUGAUUAGUUUUGUAGGGAACAGUCAUCCAGUCACAUUUUUUACUUUAUCCUUUUCUGAGAUAUUGAAAAUUUUUAAUGGUUUUUUCAUAAAAAUUUUGAAAGAAAUUGACAGCAACUGAAAACUAGAAUAAACUUAUUCAUAAAUGAAUACUUACUAUUCUGACACUAAAAUUAUCAUCCUAGCUGCACAAUGAUACUAAUUUUACUUAUCUAAAAAUUUCAAAGAUAAAAUAUUUUCCAAUUAUAGUAGUUAGUGUUAAUUUUAAAUUACAAUAAUCUUGUUUGCCAAAUGGUUCAACUUAAUAUUCAAGCAACUGAUGUUAGAUUGUACCUUAGCUAUAUUAAUAGAAUAAGUCUUAUGAAAUGUACAAUCUUGUAAGGUAUAUAUAUUUUUCACAGUAAGUAGUAAUUGUUCAAACGGUUCCUAAAUACAAUGUGGUUCGAUGUUACGUAAAAAACAAUAACUUAUUUGAUGGUGAAAACCCUUAUAAUAUAAUACGAUACAACUUUGCUGCUUUGAAAAUAGUUUUAAAUAUAAUCUUUAUUCAGACAAUGUAACAAACAUGAAUAAGUAGCUUUGAGGAGGUUUCAAAGUAUUUGUUUCAAUCAAUAAAUUUAACGAUCAUAAGAAUAACUUAUAAUGGUAUUUAGUUAUUUAACUGAAAGUUCUCUUUCUUCAAUUUUUUCUGUUUCAAAUUUGAAUAUAUUUCAACCAAUUAUUGUUCUUGAUUAACCCACAUAUUACGGAAACUUUUUUUAUUAUACCUAUCUUUUUUUAAAGUUGAUAGUUUCACUUUAUUUUAACAUAAAAAAAUAUUUUUUCUGAUUAGCUGUCUGUAUAUAAUAUAUUCUUUUAAAAGGACAGUAGUAAAAUGCAAUACUAUAGAUAAGUGACAAAAAUAUUGUAAGAAAAAAUUUCAAUUAUAACAUUGUAUAAUUUAAACCAUAUUUUUGGUUAUAAUGAAAUAUUGCACUUUCACACAAAAACUGAUUAUUUAUACAAUUAUAUCUUGAAUGUAGAACUGCACUGGGAUUUUGAAUUUUUGGACCCCGUUUUGUCUCCUGGAACGAUUUAAAAACGUUGCAGGCUUCAUUUUUCCUAAAUUCAAGUUGAUCCACUUGCUUAUCUUCUGUUCUGGCUAAUUGCCAUGCGUUCUGAAUAGCCAUGUCAAUACCGUGAGCCAACAAAGGAAAGUACUCUUAUGGAUACACGGUAAAGACUUAUAUUCUGAUCGUUGUGAUCAACUCCGCCCAUGAAAGAAUUAUAAACCUUUAUAUUUUUUUUCUUUCUGAGAAAAACGUUUUACUAAAUGGUAGGGUUCGAUUGAACAAAAAUUGGCCGCAAUUGUCACAAUACUAUUGUCAUGCCAGCGACAAAUCACUAUUCCUGUGUCUUAUCCAACCCGUAUUCAUAAUUGCCUCUUUCAGUUUUUUUCAUAGUUGGAGCACUAAGUAGAGGACACAUUUAAAUUUUGUUGUCUCUUAUGGUAUUAGUAGCAACAAUGACUCUAUUUUUCGAUUCGUGAAGUAAAUGCAUCGAAGUAAAAAAAAUAUCAAAAAAGAAAUGUAAUCUGGUGUUCAGCUAAUUUGUCUGCACAACAUCCACGUACUAUAAAACAACGGUUGCACCUAGUCCAAGAUCUUUGUACGGUUUCGUUAUCACUGAUGAAGUUCCUUGAUAGGGUGUAAAGUAAAAUAGAGUUCCCACCCUCAAUUUGCAACCCCAACUAAUCGGUUUAUUUCGUGAGAUGCCUGUCAAAAUAAGGUACCAUCGCCUCAUCUAUGCAAUGUUCGUGUUCAAAGGAGAAAUUUUUAAAAACCUUGAGUUUAAAUCUUUAUAGAGCCGUACUUUAGAAAACUGAUCUAAUAUGUCUAAGUCAUUAAUGACUUGAGUGAAUCAUUUUCAUUAUAUGCAAAAACCUGUCUCUUGGAAAUUGGUAUCCUCAUGAUUUUCCCAUUACAUAUAUCUUCUUGUCCACUCAGGAUAAGCACACCUAUAAAAUACCUUAUUUCAUUUGCAGUUAAUCGGUUAUUAUAUUUUUCUAUGCCACAUAUCUGUUUGUAAAUUUCGUGAUCAUAUCAAUGACAUCGCCAUCAAAAAAGAAGCUGAAAAGCUGUAUUGGAGUACGUUUUUGUCCAGGUCCGAUUUACAGUUUCCAUCGAGAUCAGCUUUUAGCCAAUUUGCAGAUGUUAGUAUUUCCAGAGCGGGCUCUGACGAUAUUUGUUCUUGAAACGGCUGCUGCUACUGCUGUUGUAAGACUGUAAGGGGUAGAUCUUCCUCUUCGUUGAAAUAGGGGUCGUUUUCUUGUUCUACUUGCCUGUCAAAUAUUACAACAUCGUUUCUGAGCUGACUUCCUGGUAAGUGAUUUAUUGUAGUAUUAUCCUCGUCUCCCGAGUCGCAGUCAGUUACUGAGGAAACAAAAUAAUGCCAACAGGAGCUAUUGGAAUGUCAUCUCUCUCAAAUUCUUCAAUUAACUCGUGUAACUUCAAUGGUCUACUAAAAAAAUGUGAAAGGUUUCUUACUACUACUGUCCUUUUAUAAGAACAUUACAAGUUGCCUAAAAUAGUAAGUAAAAAAGCAGACUACUACAGAGAUUGAGAAUGUUGUGAUGAUUGCUUUUCAUUUUACCAGUAAUCCAAGCAGAGCUUUUAUUUCAUCUUUGUCCGUUGGUCUUGCCGUUCUGUUCCUUUCGAGUAUUGUUUCCUCUCAAUCUCCAUAUUUUCUAUCAUGCCUUCUGUGAUCAAUAACGACCAUAUUUCAGCUGCUACUGUCUUCUGUUUAGCUUCUACUUUUACUCUCGGCAGCUGAGUUAUAAUAUUGUCAGCACGAGUUCUGAUGUUUGAACAUUUUCCUAAAUGUUUCUUCCAUUUGGUGCCAUAUUUUGAUAUGAAGCAAGGCUCACGACUUCAUUCAAAUGCAUCUAUCUCCUUAUCAGAUAUGUCUUGCUCUGUGUCAGAAUUCUCAUCUUGAAUUUAGACAUUAUCUUCUUCAAGACUGCUGCAUCUCAAGGACGCUGGAGUCUUUUAUGUUCGUCUUCAUAACUUCCUGAAGCCAUUUUCUUCAAACAAUUCUAAAUAAAUAAUGGGAUAUGUAAUUGGAUUAGUAAAUAUAUUUAAAAAUUUUUGACCUACUUUUUUUUCAAUGUUAUAAAACUACACUGAAGCUAACGUUUCCUCAAAACCACUGACACGUUUGACACAUGCAACCCACAAUUUUGUAAUGAAGAUACAUGUUUGGGGUAGGAAGGUACUGGAAGCCGUCUGGCUAUAGCGUGGGACAAUCGUAAAUAUUCGGAAAAAUUGUAAACUGUUGGUUAGGUUAGGUUAGGUCGUCUCUGAGACGACAUGUUAGCUUCAGAAGGUUAAAGACACACAUAAAACAAGAUAGAAAUUCUAAAAAGAUUCAAAAUGAUGACAGCGUUGGUUGGCUAUUUUUAAAUAAAAAAAUUAUCUUAUAUGCAAUGUUGUAAUAAAGGUUUUCAUCAUUUGUGUUUACGUGACAACCAUUUUUAAUAUUAUUUGUAAAUAUUAUUGUUGUUUGGGUUGUUAGUAUUUUUACUUUUUACUCUUUAUUAAUAUCAAAAAAUAAAGUAACGUCUCGUUAAGUACAUAAUGUUGGACCAAGCAAUUCAUGUCUUAUGAAUUCCUAAGGCCUUACACAGUAGUUGCAUUUCAAAACAUUCGUUUUUGUGUGAAUAUUUCGGUCGUUACAGAAUUUUUUGAAUAUAAAUAAUAUUCCAAGGAGACUCAAAGUCUUCUGUUAAUUUUUAAAACAAUUAUUUUCACAAAACAAAAAAAAGUAGGUAGAAAACAUGAUGAAAUUAUAGAAUCGCUCAAUUUUUUGAGUAAUAGAGUUGUAAAAAUGCACUAAUUUUUUUUAAUUCAAAUUAAUAUUUAAAGUAUUGUUUAUUCUUGGCAAUUUAUUAAUGUUUUGGUUUAUAGAAAUUCGAAUGAAUGAAUUUAUUAUUAAAUUUUUUUAACUCCAA